AUGUGGAUAAUUUCAGCACUGGAAUUGGACAUUUCUAAUGAACAACAGUCCACACCCAUAGACACCCGAACUCCCACCAUCAUCUUUCCAAAACAAGCCACUGUGAUUGUACAAAGUGACCGAUCUCUUGACCAGGCCAGACCACAUAGUCCAAGAACACGAGUGGCUAGAACUUCAUCCAGUGAGCCAAUCACCACAGUUGACAGUACAGGUAAUGUAAUCGACCUGGUGAAAGAUACACUGCCGGAGAUGGCGCUGUCAGAGGAAGACCGUAAGAAGAACUUGGAGCUUUUGGAGCAGGCGAAGAAAGCCAGCGACCGCUUCCUGACCCGCCGUGGCCGUCGCUCCAGCAGUAGUCUCACUGAUUCACCCACACGUCUUUCUCCAACCCCAACUCCAACUCCUACGUCUUCCCCCUGCUCCUCCAGAAGCAAUUCCCUCACUGUUGCUCCUCAAGCUAGCUUUAGCCCAGUUGAUCUUACCCAAGCAGGUCCUGUAUUUGCUGAGCAUCUGGAGGUUCCUUCACCAAGAGAGCAGCCAAGCACAACACAUGACAAUGAGGGAUCCCGACCACUGCUGGACUGGAAACCUGCAGAGAAGAGAAAAGUAUCGUCUGGGACAUUAUCUCCACGCUUUGUGCUUCCAAAAGAGAACUGUGAUCCACCAAAAAGCCCCGCCAUAGUCACCAAAUCCGACGGUGAGACCAGUCCGGGCCGAAACCUAAACCAACUGCCAGCCACGGGGGUUGCUAAGCCCGUCCCAAGACCCCCAACGCAGCAGGCCCCCUGUACAGCAGAGAUCAAAACCAUUGGAGCCUUCCCUCCUCUAAUGAGAGCUGUUUCCUGGGACACUGUGGGCAGUCUGAAGCCUUUAAAUGGUGGACCGAGUUUCCCCCCAACGCCAGAGGACACUUUCUCAGACAAAUCUCGUGAUACUGCUGUCAGUAAAUCCUCAGGUUACAAAGAUGUCCCACUACAGCCCGUCAGCAUCCAAAAACUAUCCAAACUCAGAGAAGAGCACAAGUUGAUGCGAAACCAGAGUAUAUCUAAGUUGCCAGAAUUAAGUGAAGCUGCUGAACAGGAAAAAGGAGGUCCUCCAGUGUCUCCAACAGUAAACAGUGGUGAUGAGUCUAAGGAGAAGUCAGAUGCCACGCCACAUAUUUCUGAUGUGAUGUUGCGGAAACUUAAACUUCACAGAGGUUUACCAGGCUGCGCUCCUCCACUUACUGAGAAAGAGGUUGAGAAUGCAUUUGUUCAGCUGUCACUGGCCUAUCGCAAUGACAACUACACUCUGGAGAUGCGGCUCAAACAGGCUGAAAGGGAGAGGAAUCUGACAGAGGAAGACACUGAGAAGGAACUGGAGGAGUUUAAAAACGCCCUCAAGGUUACAUCCCCACAAUGGCAGAACAUGGAGCAGCGUGAGGCCUACCAGCGUUUGAUCGAAACAGUGUCGGUACUGCAUCGAUUGGCCACAAGAUUGUCCAGCCGGGCAGAGAUAGUGGGUGCAGUACGGCAGGAAAAGCGUAUGAACAAGGCAACAGAAGUCAUGAUGCAAUACGUUGAAAAUCUGAAAAGAACUUAUGAGAAAGACCAUGCUGAGUUGAUGGAGUAUAAAAAGUUGGCAAACCAGAAUUCCAAUCGAUGUUAUGGGGGCUCUGUAGACACAGGAGAUGAUGGAGUUCCACGGUCAUCAAGAUCCAUGUCUGUCACUCUUGGUAAAGCACUGCCCAGGCGCAGGGUGAGUGUGGCUGUGGUGCCGAAGUUUAAUCUCCUGAACAUCCCGGGUCAGAACCCCUCGACAGCCGGACCAGGCCCCAGCGUGGGACUGUCCGCUGGUGCCGCACUUCCUGUCCUGUGUGAAGCCAAUGAUCCAAAAGUCACUCCUGCACCCACAGAUACACCGCAGUCAGGAGCUGAAUGUGGAAAGAGUGCUCCAGACCAGGAAGGUGAGGCAGCCAAGCCUUCAGUCAACAUCGAGGAGCUGAGGGCGGAGAUCAGAGCUGAACUCAAGGCGAAGAUUGAGGAAGAGGCCUACAAUAAAGGAUUACAAGAGGGCUUAAAACAAAGCAAAGCCCAAGAAGAGAAACCUGAGGAAGAAAGUGUCUCAGACAUACUACCUCUGGAAGUGAAACAUAAAGAUGAAGAAAGUGGGAAGAAGAUCACACCCAAUAGGAGCAUGGAGGAAAUCUUUGAUUGUCUCGGGCGGUUUUGUCCCAGAGUCUCUUGGAGCAAACGGCUUCUUUUGGUUGUCCUAAUGUUUGUUCUGCUCAUGUGCCUGGUCAUCAGUAUAUUUUCCUUCUUCAAAAACUACUACACUCGCCGUGAUGAUACAUAACCAGACAGGCCCGUCAAGUACAUGGAUUUAGUAGAACAACCAAAGCUUUUUGAUGUCAUAUCACCACACUUACGGACUCACUUGAAUUUAGUUCUGGUUUUCUAGAAGUGGCUCGUUUAUAGACUGACAAGCCUUUUUGAAAUGGGAAAAUUGCAGAUUGUCUUCUGUUGUGGAAGAUAUUCGCCAGGGACCAACUCUGUAGUGAGAUUUGAGAAAUAUAUUUAAAUGUAUUGCUUGCUAAAACUUUUCACCUGUAAAAUUAGGGCACCUAAUGUGACUUAAAAUAUAUUGAGUUCUAUUUAAUUUGAUCAAUAGUACUAGAUAAUAUAAUAAUGAUGUUUAUUGUUUUGUCUUGUAAUUUCGUAUUUAAACUUUCAUUGUAACAGCACAUUCCUAGUUCUAAGGUGCAAUACAUAAAAGUGGGUGGUAGUUAUUUCAGUUAUUUUGGAUUUUGUUUUCAGAUCACUGAAAUGGUUGUUCACGUGGAACCUCUAGAGGACAAAAUACUCCCCUAAUCUAAGCACAAGUUUGCCUAAUUUUGAGUUUUUGUGAUUAUUAUGUUCUGACACCACACCUUAAAAUAAAGGUGCCUUAAAAUGUUGUGUAA
This is a messenger RNA of Boleophthalmus pectinirostris (great blue-spotted mudskipper), 2941 nucleotides long. RefSeq names its product murine retrovirus integration site 1 homolog (gene irag1). The coding region runs from base 1 to 2334 and encodes 777 amino acids. The transcript has 20 exons. The record is from RefSeq and is a predicted model, not a curated record. Lineage: Eukaryota; Metazoa; Chordata; Actinopteri; Gobiiformes; Gobiidae.